Puma concolor (puma) is the source of this 1011-nucleotide messenger RNA. The record is from RefSeq and is a predicted model, not a curated record. NCBI's taxonomy places the organism in Eukaryota, Metazoa, Chordata, Mammalia, Carnivora, Felidae.
AUGGCGACCUGUUUGAAGUUUGAGGAAGUUCAAGAAAGAUUUGGUGAGGAGUUCUUUAAUAUAUUCUUUGAUGAGAAUGAGAGAGUCCUUUGAGCCAUAGGUGGCACAUUGCAGGACUUUUUUAAUGGCUUUGAUACUUUGUUGGAACACAUCAGAACUUCUUUUGGGAAACAGGCCAUGCUGGUGUCCCCAUCGUUCCUUUGCAAGGAGCUCCUGGAGGGCACCCUUCUGCUUCACUACUUCUGUCCUCACCACGUUGUGGGCUUUGCAAUGCUGGGCAUGAUCAAGGCUGCAGGAAAGAAGAUCUACCAGCUUGAUGUGGCCAUGGAGCAGGUGGCCAUUGAGAAACUGUGCUCCGAGAACCCAGGCAAUUGUAGCUGUCUUACCUUCCUCAUCAAAGAAUGUGACAAUACUAACACCAGGAAGAACCUUCCCCGGGGAGUCUCCCAAGUCCCUGCAGACCUCAGAAUCAGCAUCAGCACCUUCUGCAGGGCCUUCCCUUUCCACUUGAUAUUCGACGCCCACAUGUCCGUCCUGCAGCUGGGGGAAGGCCUGCGGAAGCAGCUGCGUUGCGACACCCACAAAGUGCUCAGGUUUGAGGACUGCUUCGAGAUCGUUUCUCCAAAGGUCAGUGCCGCCUUUGAGAGGAUGAGGAUAGGCAUUCACUCAGGUUCUGUGCUCGCUGGAGUUGUUGGGGUAAGAAUGCCACGAUAUUGCCUGUUUGGAAAUAAUGUCACUCUGGCAAGCAAAUUCGAAUCAGGAAGUCACCCUCGGCGCAUCAACGUCAGCCCUACCACUUACCAAUUAUUAAAACGGGAAGAAAGCUUCACAUUCAUUCCUCGGUCCCGUGAAGAGCUUCCAGAUAACUUUCCAAAGGAAAUCCCUGGGAUCUGCUAUUUCCUGGAGGUAAGGACUGGUCCUAAGCAGCCAAAGCCUUCUCUUUCUUCAUCAAGAAUCAAGAAAGUUUCCUACAACAUUGGCACCAUGUUCCUCCGGGAGACAAGCCUCUGA